Molecule: messenger RNA, 303 nt
Organism: Aaosphaeria arxii CBS 175.79
Lineage: Eukaryota; Fungi; Ascomycota; Dothideomycetes; Pleosporales
Exons: 2
Molecular function (GO): fatty acyl-CoA hydrolase activity
Source: RefSeq, a predicted model, not a curated record
GAUGAUACCGCAUUUGAUCGAGUCAACAAAUGGUUCAACCUUGCUCGAGAAUAUAGCAACGACACCCAUGAUUCACCACUUCUGCCACUGCUGACUCUCGAAUCUGCUGAGUCCUCUCCGACUGUCUCCCAUCCACAUCAUGGUACAACGGUCUUCACCCUCACAGUCCCUCGCCAGCUCUGCAACAUGUCUGGAAAUUUGCACGGUGGAGCCGUUGCUCUCAUUUUCGACAUGUGCACGUCCAUGAGUAUAGCUGCGUGCUCAAAGGAAGGCUUCUGGGACGGCGGACAUGUAAGCCGAAAC